Messenger RNA from Papaver somniferum (opium poppy), 1059 nucleotides. RefSeq names its product DNA-directed RNA polymerase III subunit RPC8-like. The coding region runs from base 1 to 681 and encodes 226 amino acids. NCBI's taxonomy places the organism in Eukaryota, Viridiplantae, Streptophyta, Magnoliopsida, Ranunculales, Papaveraceae. The transcript has 9 exons. Gene Ontology annotation, cellular component: RNA polymerase III complex. Gene Ontology annotation, biological process: DNA-templated transcription; transcription initiation at RNA polymerase III promoter. The record is from RefSeq and is a predicted model, not a curated record.
AUGUUGUGUGUUGAAGAAAGUAGUAUUAAGAAGGGAGUAAUUAGAGGAGCGGAGUGCAGCAAAGAGUACGAAAGACCUAAACAAAUAAACCUCCGGUUUAGAUUCAGACUUUCAGAAACUGUGAUUAACAGUAUCCAAAACUAUAGCACUGAAGAUAAAAAAACACCUCAUUCUAGGUUUGAAGAAGGUCCAGUUGAAGAAGUCGAAAUAUUCUUCCUUAGUUUAGUUGAGCAUACCUUGCGUUUACCUCCUCAUCUCCUUAGCCUUCCUCUUCCUGAAGCAAUACAAGGAGAGCUAGAGAAACUAUUUGUGGAUAAGGUUAUCGCACAAUUGGGUUUAUGCAUCUCCGUCUAUGACAUUAAAUCCAUUAAGGGCGGCUUCAUAUUUGCUGGGGAUGGUGCUUCGACCUAUACGGUUGAUUUUAGGCUAAUCAUGUUCCGUCCUUUUGAGGGUGAUAUUCUCUCUGGAAAGGUUGACGCAUCAGAUGCUAAUGGUUUACGAUUGUCUGUAGGGUUUUUUAAAGACAUAUCCGUACCUGUCCACCUUUUGCCUAACCCAUCCAAGUUUAGUGAAGAUGGAAGAUGGACAUGGAUGUAUGGCGAGGUAGAAUUAACUAUAGAGCAGGACGACGAGAUUCGUUUUCCGAGUUCACAAAAUUUCAUACCCUCCCAUCCCGCUUGAACAAGAAAAAGAUUCAAAGGCAUUUGCCCCAAUGGUGAUUACUGCAUCAAUCGAUUUUGAUGGUCUGGGCCCAAUUUCAUGGUGGGUGUAGUCGACAGCAAAAGUAGAGCCGUGGAAGAACUUACCAGAUAUGGGCACUGAAGGUAAAGAUAAACUGAUGUGUAUUUUGUUUCAGCCAUUCCCAGGUUAUCUGAACAUGUAGCAGCAAUGGCUAGUAAAUAUAUAAUGAGUAUCCCCUCCUAGUUAGGGACAGAACAAGAGAGACUAAAUUUUGUUCAUUAAUAGUAAAUGAAAUCGCAUUAGAGAGAGUUGCCAAAAAUUUUAGAUACAUGAAAAUUGUUUCCGUGUUAAAAUGCCUAUAUAAAGAAUUAUUCCAAA